AUGCCAGCUCUAAUUCGAGCCAGAGCAGCCUGUACCGGGGAUACCAAGAAAAACAAGUCAAACGUGACUUGCAUUCAUCUUUUGUUAUCAGUUAGUGGUUACCUGGAUGAUUGUACCUGUGAUGUUGAAACCAUUGAUAGAUUUAAUAACUACAGGCUUUUCCCAAGACUACAAAAACUUCUUGAAAGUGACUACUUUAGAUAUUACAAGGUAAACCUGAAGAGGCCGUGUCCUUUCUGGAAUGAUAUCAGCCAGUGUGGAAGAAGGGACUGUGCUGUCAAACCUUGUCACUCUGAUGAAGUUCCUGAUGGAAUUAAAUCUGCGAGCUACAAGUAUUCUGAAGAAGCCAAUAGUCUCAUUGAGGAAUGUGAGCAAGCGGAACGUCUUGGGGCAGUGGACGAAUCACUGAGUGAGGAAACACAAAAGGCUGUUCUUCAGUGGACCAAGCAUGAUGAUUCUUCAGACAAUUUCUGUGAAGCUGAUGACAUUCAGUCCCCUGAUGCUGAAUAUGUAGAUUUACUCCUUAAUCCUGAGCGCUACACGGGUUACAAGGGACCAGAUGCUUGGAAGAUAUGGAAUGUCAUCUAUGAAGAAAACUGUUUUAAGCCACAGACAAUUAAAAGACCUUUGAAUCCUUUGGCCUCUGGUGCAGGGACGAGUGAAGAGAACACUUUUUACAGUUGGCUGGAAGGGCUCUGUGUAGAAAAAAGAGCAUUCUACAGACUUAUCUCUGGCCUACAUGCAAGCAUUAAUGUGCAUUUGAGUGCAAGAUAUCUUUUACAAGAUACCUGGUUGGAAAAGAAAUGGGGACACAACAUUACGGAAUUUCAACAGCGGUUUGAUGGAAUUCUGACUGAAGGAGAAGGCCCAAGAAGGCUUAAGAACUUGUAUUUUCUCUACUUAAUAGAAUUAAGGGCUUUAUCUAAAGUGUUACCAUUUUUUGAGCGCCCAGAUUUCCAACUCUUCACUGGAAAUAAAAAUCAGGAUGAAGAAAACAAAAUGUUACUUCUGGAAAUACUUCAAGAAAUCAAGUCGUUUCCUUUGCAUUUUGAUGAGAAUUCAUUUUUUGCUGGGGAUAAGAAAGAAGCAUACAAACUAAAGGAGGACUUUCGACUGCAUUUUAGAAAUAUUUCAAGAAUCAUGGAUUGUGUUGGUUGUCUUAAAUGUCGACUGUGGGGAAAGCUUCAGACUCAGGGUUUGGGUACCGCUCUGAAGAUCCUGUUUUCUGAGAAACUGAUAGCAAAUAUGCCAGAAAGUGGACCCAGUUAUGAAUUCCAUCUAACCAGACAAGAAAUAGUAUCAUUAUUUAAUGCAUUUGGAAGAAUUUCUACAAGUGUGACAGAAUUAGAAAACUUCAGGAACUUGCUACAGAAUAUUCACUAAAGAAAACAAGGUGAAAUGUGCCUGUUUCUGGACAGUGAAGGCCAAAGAGCGGAAUUUCAUUCAAAGGCAUAAAAGCAAUGAUGGUCUUAAGCCAAACAUUUUAUAUAAAGUUGCUUUUGUAAAAGGAGAAUUAUAUUGUUUUAUGUAAACAAAUUUUUUAAAAUUGUGCUAAGUCUAUGUGUAAUACUGUUGUGAGAAGUACUUUGAUAAUGUGGUACAUAUUUUAAAGUUUAAUAUUGAAUAAAAGGACUGUCACAUUCACAUAUGAUAAAAAUAAGUGAAUUUUUAAGUCUACCAAACUAGAGUUUUGUGUUAAACGAUGUAAUAUAAGUACAACUAUGGCAAAUGUGUCAAGUGUUUAAUAUGAAAAUGCUAAGAAGCCUCAUGACCCAUAAUUAACAGCAUAGAAUUUUUCAGUACAUUUAGAGUUGCUAGAUUUAGCAAAAAUAAAGAAUGCCCAGUUAGAUUCAAAUUUCAGAUGAACAACUAGUUUUUUAAUCUAGGUAUGUUGCAUGCAAUAUUUGGGACAUACUUACCCUAAAAAAAAAAAAAUUAAUUAUUUGAAAUUCAAAUUUAACUGGGAGUCUUAUGUUUUACCUGGCAGCUCUAAAAUACAUUAGUAUGAAACAAGUCAAUUUUAGAAUUAUAUUUCUUUUGAUUGAGUUGUUUUUAUGUGUAAAAAGGUAUAAUAACAAUUCAAAGGCACAAGAUUUCUAAACAUUGAAAACAUUGAAAAGUUGAACAGAUUAUAUAUUUUUUCUCAUAAUAUGUUCCCUAAUACUGAAAAAAAAAUUGGGGGGAACUUUAUUUUUAUAUAAUUUCAAAGUAACAGAAAAGUUUCAAAAAUAGUUCAAAGAAGUCUCUUACUAGUUCAUGUGUUUUAUGUUUCAUGCUCUUUCUGUAUACACACACAAAGUUUUUUUCCUCAAUCAUUUGGAAGUCAGUUCCAGGCAUUAUGCCCUUUUAACCCUAACUAUUUCAGCAUGUAAUGCUGAAUAAUUUUUUUAAAUGAUUUUUUUUUCCAGAAAAAUAAGACCUCCCACAAAUCUAGAAUCAUAAAGGAAUCAUUUUAAGUUCCAAUCUAACAUUCCUUUUGAAUUUUGCUGCCUUUUUAAUGCUUGAUUUGUAUAGUGACAGAACAUGUGAUUUCGUAUUUUUAUUUACAAAAUUUGUUUAGAGAUGAGGCUUUGCUAUGUUGCCCAAGCUUGACUUGAACUCCUGGACUUAAGCAUCCCUCCUGUCUGAGCCUUCUGUGUAGCUGAGACUACAGGUGCAUACCACUACACCUGGCUUGAUCUUAGACUUUUUUAAUACAGGAAGUUCAUUUCCUUUGCCUUCCCAAGUGAACGGUAUUUGGAGGAUUUUUUAUCAGUGGAAGCUCCUUAAUGAUAAAACUAAAGGGACUUAGGAACUUACAUCACAUAGUAAUUAUAGGGAAAAAGAACAAGCAGACCUCAAAAUCAUGUGCCCUCUUUAUAUGUCUUAGCAGGUAUAACUUGUUGAAAUGUCACAUUAUUAGUAAAGCAGGGUUUAUUUAUAAAAUGGUUUAGAACUGUCACUUUACACUGCUGUAUACUUUUUCUUUGUGUCCUUAAGGCCUGGUACAGUGCCAAGUGCAUAGUUGUUAUCCAAUAAAUAUUUGUUGAAUGAAUGUAUGAAUAUAUAUUCAGUAUAUUUUAAGUGAAUAAUCACAGAACUAAGUUUAAUAAUAUGUGUUCUAUUUUCCUUUCCCCUCAUUUUCAUGAAUAGGGUGGGAAAAGAAAGACAUUAACUUACUGUCAAUCUUCUUGGAGACUCAAGGACUAUGAAGUGAAAAUCGUGUGUAUAGUUCAAGGAUGUUUGUAGUACUCUGAAAAUAUGGUAGAGGGGUUUCAAUAGCCGUUUUUUUGUGUACUCCUCUCUAAUUCUCAUCAUAUCUCUCUUUCCUUUUUUUUAACAGCCAAUUUUUUGGAAGGAGUGUUUCUACCUUUACUUUCUUUCCACUUGUUCCUUAACUAAAAUCUGGCAUUUAGCCCUGUGGUUCUUAACAGUCUCUUCCUGUGAAGUCUAAAAUCUUAAUUCUAAAUUUGUAGUUCAGUAGUUCAGUUCACAAGCCAUUUCUUAUUUGGCUUUUUUCUGCAUUUGACACUUCUGAUGACCCCAUUUAAGAAUCUUUGUCUUCUCCCUUGUUUCCUUACAUUUUGCUCACUCCCAAGACUCUCCUUUUUGGCCUCGUCAUCUACUCCUUAAAUGUUAUUCCUCAGGCUGUCAUUCUUGCUCUCUUAAUUAUGAUAUAAUUUCUCACUCUGGUAAUAUCUACUCGAUGAUUCCUAAAUCCUUAUCUUUAGCCCUAACUUCAGUCCAACUGCUUAUUGCACUUGACGUGGUUUCCCCCCAGACACCUGUGUGUGUAUCUUAAAACAGUCAGAUUCUCCCCCAAACCUAUGGUUAAUUUCAGAACCAUCAUCUUCCAAGUUUUCGAGACCCAUUUCUCUCAUCCAGCUUCUCCUUGUCAACCAGUGUCUACAUCACCUCUCUGAUGCAUCACUGUCUUUUCCAUUUUCACCGCUGUCAUCUGAAGGACUACACUAACUCGUCUCCCCAUACCCCCGCCUAUGUCCUCUGUUGCUCUACAAUGUAACCAGAGUAGGCAUUCUAGAAGCACUCUGAUAAUGUCACACCCUGCUUAACCCCCUUCAGUUGCUUCAUGAACCUUCAUGAAAGCCAAACUCCUUUGCUUGGUGCACAAGAUCUUGUGAUGUGUUACUCUCACCCAAUAUUCCAAUGAAACAUACUUACAGUUCUUAAAAGCCCUGUAGGACCAGGCUGCCACACCUUGGUAAAUGCUGUACUCUGCAUCCAGUGCCCUAGCCAUCCUUUCCCACCUGGAAAAUUCCUCUGCAUCCCUGCAGGCUCAACACAAGCAUCUCCUCUGUGAAAUCUUCCUUGUUUCAUUCAGAGGGUCAUCUAACUGGCUCUUUUGUGUCACUGUAAUUACAGCCUACCUCUACUGCACAUCACUUACUGUACAUAUUAUUUGUAUUUUUUGCAGUUUCCUUUACUAGAAUGUGAGCUCCUUAAGGGCAGGAAAAGGAACUUCAUUCAUUUUUUGCAUCUCUGUAGCACAGUUUUGGCCUAUGAACAUUAAUAAAUGGUUGUGGAAUAAAUUGCUUUUAAAGUGACAACUUUUAUUGUAUUAGAGGUCCUAAUAUACUUUACUCCAAAUAUUUUAUCUUCCUUCACUUUACAGCAAAGGUUGGUAAACUCCCAGGGAUUUGUAGACUUUAUGGAGUCAAUAAAAUGGAAAAUGUAUUCAAAA
Carlito syrichta (Philippine tarsier) is the source of this 4681-nucleotide messenger RNA. RefSeq names its product endoplasmic reticulum oxidoreductase 1 alpha (gene ERO1A). NCBI's taxonomy places the organism in Eukaryota, Metazoa, Chordata, Mammalia, Primates, Tarsiidae. The record is from RefSeq and is a predicted model, not a curated record. Gene Ontology annotation, biological process: protein folding in endoplasmic reticulum. The transcript is spliced from 17 exons. Gene Ontology annotation, cellular component: endoplasmic reticulum; endoplasmic reticulum membrane. Bases 1 to 1383 code for a protein of 460 amino acids. Gene Ontology annotation, molecular function: protein-disulfide reductase activity; thiol oxidase activity; FAD binding.